AUGCAGCUGCAGUUCAAGAGCUGGAUGUUGGCUCUGCUCACCCUGCUUGUCGUCUUUCUCAUCUUCGCAGAUAUUUCGGAGGUCGAAGAAGAAAUCGGGAAUUCUGGAGGCAGAGGUACAAUCAGAUCAGCUGUGAACAGCUUACAUAGCAAAUCUAAUAGAGUUGAAGUUGUAAUAAAUGGCUCUUCGUCUCCAGCUGUUGUUGACAGAAGUAAUGAAAGUGCAAAACACAACAUUAAGCCAGCCCCAACCACAUGGAGACACAACCAGACCCUGUCUUUGAAGAUCAGGAAGCAAAUCUUGAAGUUCCUGGAUGCCGAAAAGGACAUAUCAGUGCUCAAGGGGACCCUGAAGCCUGGAGACAUCAUCCACUACAUCUUUGACCGAGCUAGCACCAUGAAUGUGUCACAGAACCUGUAUGAACUCCUGCCCAGAACGUCUCCCCUGAAGAACAAACACUUCAGGACCUGUGCCAUCGUGGGCAACUCCGGGAUUCUGCUGAACAGUGGCUGUGGGCAGGAGAUAGACACUCACAGCUUUGUCAUAAGGUGCAACCUGGCACCUGUCCAGGAGUAUGCUCAGGAUGUGGGGGUGAAGACUGACCUGGUGACCAUGAACCCUUCUGUCAUCCAGAGGGCCUUCGAGGACUUGGUCAAUGAGACCUGGAGGGAAAAACUUCUUCAACGCCUGCACAGCCUCAAUGGCAGCAUCCUGUGGAUUCCAGCUUUCAUGGCCAAGGGUGGCAAGGAGAGGGUAGAAUGGGUGAAUGAGCUCAUUCUGAAGCACCACGUCAAUGUGCGCACAGCCUACCCUUCAUUGCGCCUGCUACAUGCUGUCCGAGGGUACUGGCUGACAAACAAAGUACACAUCAAAAGACCCACCACAGGACUGCUGAUGUAUACUCUGGCCACACGCUUUUGCAACACCAUCUACCUCUAUGGCUUUUGGCCCUUUCCACGAGAUCAGAAUCAGAACCCUGUCAAGUAUCACUAUUAUGACAGCCUUAAAUAUGGCUAUACAUCCCAGGCCAGCCCCCAUACCAUGCCCUUGGAGUUUAAAGCCCUAAAGACCCUGCACCAACAGGGGGCUUUGAAACUGACUGUUGGCGAGUGUGAUGGAGCCACGUAA
Molecule: messenger RNA, 1128 nt
Organism: Trichosurus vulpecula (common brushtail)
Lineage: Eukaryota; Metazoa; Chordata; Mammalia; Diprotodontia; Phalangeridae
Gene: ST8SIA2
Product: ST8 alpha-N-acetyl-neuraminide alpha-2,8-sialyltransferase 2
Exons: 6
Coding region: 1-1128 (375 amino acids)
Biological process (GO): N-glycan processing; oligosaccharide metabolic process
Molecular function (GO): alpha-N-acetylneuraminate alpha-2,8-sialyltransferase activity
Source: RefSeq, a predicted model, not a curated record